AUGACCACUAGAUACCGUACUCACCGCCGUGAUCAAUUGAUUGAAUGGAUCAAAGGCCUCCUUGCUGUACCAUUUGUGCUCCUAUCUCAGCCUACCGCACUUUUUGGCCAAGAUGGUAUUCAUGGUACUGAUGAGAUGGCUCGCAAUGCCCACGAGCGCUAUGCCCAGAUCAUGAGUGAUGUUGAAGGGCUCAUCAAUGACCACAUCUCACGCCAAAAAGAGGGCACACAUACCCAUUCCAAGCUCAAACUGCUAGUUCCGACUGUUGGUGUCUUCUUCACGCCUCUUAUGCUGAGAGAUGCGUUCGAAUGGCAAGACCAAAGACGAUACAUAAGUUCAAGGAGAUUUGUCGCCCCCAGUUUCAACGAUAUUCGUUUGAUUCUCAAUACUGCUCAAGUCAUGUCGUUGGUCAAGCACAGCCGGCUAGAUCUUGUCACAUUCGAUGGUGAUGUUACGUUGUAUGAUGAUGGCCAAUCUCUGACCGAUGACAACCCAGCCAUUCCUCGUAUCCUGGAGUUGAUGAGAAAUGGCACUCGCAUCGGGAUUGUGACUGCCGCUGGUUACACUGAAGCAUCAAAGUACUAUGGUAGAUUACACGGUCUACUCGACGCCAUAGCAACAUCUGAUCUCCCAAAUGAUACCAAGAAGAAUCUCAUUGUUCUUGGAGGAGAGGCGAGCUACCUCUUCCAAUUCGCUAGCGAGAGCCCGGACAGACUUGUUGCCAUCCCACGCAAGCAGUGGACGCUGCAGGAAAUGCAAUCUUGGACACAAGAAGAUGUUACAGAAUUGUUGAAUGUUGCAGAAAAGUCCCUUCACAGUUGUGUCGAUGCCAUGAGGCUCAAGGCUAACAUUCUUCGAAAAGAAAGAGCGGUUGGUAUCAUCCCAAUCGAAGGAUUCAAACUUUCGCGAGAACAGCUUGAGGAGACUGUUCUUGUCUGCCAGAAGACAUUGGAAAUGACUCCCGUUGGCAAGAGGCUACCAUUCUGCGCCUUUAAUGGAGGAAGCGACGUCUUCAUUGACAUUGGUGACAAGUCCUGGGGUGUUCUGAGUUGCCAGAGGUAUUUUGGCGGAAUAGAAGGAAACAAGUCUCUGCAUGUUGGCGACCAAUUCUUGUCAAUUGGCGCGAAUGAUUUCAAGGCUAGGCUUGCCUGUACAACGGCAUGGAUUGCUAGUCCGGCAGAGACUGUCGCACUUUUGGAUGAGAUCUCACAGCUUUCGACCGCUCCUGAUUCUCUUCCAGGAAAUGCAAAUUUCGAGGACCAAAGGAAGAUGAUCUGA
Aureobasidium melanogenum CBS 110374 is the source of this 1278-nucleotide messenger RNA. RefSeq names its product IMP-specific 5'-nucleotidase-like protein 1. The coding region runs from base 1 to 1278 and encodes 425 amino acids. Gene Ontology annotation, molecular function: magnesium ion binding. Gene Ontology annotation, biological process: nucleotide metabolic process; nicotinamide riboside biosynthetic process; inosine salvage. The transcript is spliced from 7 exons. Lineage: Eukaryota; Fungi; Ascomycota; Dothideomycetes; Dothideales; Saccotheciaceae. The record is from RefSeq and is a predicted model, not a curated record.